AUGUUCCACCCGGCGGAAGAUGAAAUGGCUCGCAGGGAGGGCUACCACAUGCAGCGCGGCGCCGUACAUGGCAUGGGCAUGAUGCUCCGCAUGGAAGAGCAGCAGAUGCUCGCGAUGCAGAUGCGAGAGAUGGAGAUGAUGCAGAUGCAGGCCAUGGGCUGCGCCCCGUCUUAUCCAGACAACCAGUGGGCCUCCCCGCAGCCACAGCAGCAGCAGGGAAACACGGAGAGCAUCGCGAAGCCUUCUGAAGCUGAGAGGGUGCCUGCUACUACGCCGAGCUUGGCUGCCCAGUCUCCAGCUGCCCGUGCUGGCCACGCGUCUAUCUCGUCUCGGUCGGCGACCAAACCGGCGCACAGCGGCGAUGCGAACAGGGCGCCGCCGCCUACUACCACUACCAGCGGCGGCGCUGGUCUUCCUGAUACGCCGUCUCAGGUGGGAGCCUACUGCGCCUACACGCCGAACAGCCUUUACAACACGAUGCCCUCUACCAAUAAUACCAAAGACCUCGCUGCGGCGCAAGAGUCGACGUACAAUGGUAGCAGCAUGUACGGUGACAGCCACAGCGCCUAUGCUCCAGCUUUCACAGGUGGUGCUCUCAGCGAGAAUGGCGCCAGUGGUGUGGGCUACUCCAUGUACAACGCGACGAACUCCAGCAGCAUGUAUGAACAACCAGCACCGUCCUUGGGGGCAACAGACUCGAGCACCGUCAAGACCGCGACUGCUGCGGACAUUCCCGCCUCUGGCAACUCUUCGAAGGCAGCCACGCCUGCGUUGCAACACAGGUCGCCUGGAACUAGUGUGUCACCUGCGCCGCAACGCAAGCUCUCGGUCAAUACCCUGGAUAAAAAAGGCUCUUUGACGGGCAUGAACCGGACCGACAAGUCUUCCACCUCAACGACGCACCGCAGUCGCGAGAUUCGUCAGAAGAACAGCGAACUGAAGCGGGAGAACUCGAGCGGCUUUAUCGGUGGCCGCUCCCGCGGCUCCUUCAGCCGCCCCCCUCCGCAGGAAAAAAGCGCUAGUCCCUCGGUGGACAAGAACAAGCGGUCGUCAUCGUAUUCCGCCCCCAAGAACAACCAGCCCCUUUCUCCCUCCUUGGACAAGGACAAGAGUAUGCACCGCUCGUCCUCAUCGUCCUCGGAAAAGGGCAAAGGUGGGAGGCGUUACUAG
This is a messenger RNA of Leishmania braziliensis MHOM/BR/75/M2904, 1170 nucleotides long. RefSeq lists its product as hypothetical. The coding region runs from base 1 to 1170 and encodes 389 amino acids. The record is from RefSeq and is a predicted model, not a curated record. NCBI's taxonomy places the organism in Eukaryota, Euglenozoa, Kinetoplastea, Trypanosomatida, Trypanosomatidae. The transcript has a single exon.